Messenger RNA from Clunio marinus, 192 nucleotides. The record is from the annotation of a GenBank genome assembly. Lineage: Eukaryota; Metazoa; Arthropoda; Insecta; Diptera; Chironomidae.
AUGAAAUUAGCAAAGAAGAAGGAGCGGUAUCACGAUUGUGCAAUUAUCUUGGUUGAUGAAUUAGUUCGUGAUCAGGAAAAAUCUCAACCUGAGCUUCAUCAUAAGUAUUCAUGGAAGAGUUUAACAACAAUUCAUCUGACUUAUCAAACGCAAAACAUUAAAUUAAAUGCAAUUGUACAAUUUCAUAAUUAA